AUGGCUCAGUGGGCUCAGCUUCAGAUGCUGGACUCCAAAUACUUGGAGCAAGUGGACAUGCUGUAUGACGACUCAUUCCCAAUGGACAUCAGAGACUACCUGAGCAAAUGGAUCGAAAGCAAUGACUGGGACGCGGUGGCAAGUCAAGAAUCUUUAGCGGUGGUUCGCUUUCAUGAGCUACUGACUCAACUGGAUGACCAACACAGCCGCUUUGCUCUGGAGACCAACUUUCUACAGCAACACAACUGCCGUAAAAUCAAGAGGAACCUGCAGGAAAGAUUCCAGGAUGACCCGGUGCACAUGGCAAUGAUAAUCUCAAAGAACCUGAAGGAUGAGCGCAUGAUCCUUGCCUGCGCAAAGAGCGCGAUGCAAAAUGUGGGAACUGCAUCAGCCAUGAUGGUGGAUAAACAGAAGCUGGGCAUCAAAGUGAAGGAGAUGAGGGACAGAGCUCAGGUGGCAGACCAAGCCAUAAAAAAUCUGGAAGAUCAGCAGGAUGAAUACGACUUUAAGUUCAAUUCACUGAGGAACAGAGGUGAAACCAAGAACGAACGUAACGAAAUGUUGCCAAAGGAACUAGAGAAGGAAAAGAUGAUCAUCUGCAGGAUGUGUUUGGAUCUGAAAACAAAACGGCAGGACAUGGUGCUGCAGCUGUCUGAUCUUCUGAACGUCACUCAAGCUUUAAUGUCGGACCUGAUCAACGAAGAGCUGCCCGAGUGGAAGCAGCGGCAACAGACAGCCUGCAUUGGCGGGCCGCCCAAUGCCUGCCUCGACCAGUUGCAGAACUGGUUCACGGCAGUUGCGGAGACUCUCAAAGAGUUUCGCCAGCAUCUGAAGAAGCUGCAAGAAUUGGAGCAGAAGUUCACAUAUGAAAACGACCCCAUUACCCAGAAGAAAGACUUCCUCGAGGCUCGAGCCCUGGAGUUGCAGAAGACCCUCCUCUCCAAUGCUUUGGUGGUAGAGAGACAGCCCUGCAUGCCCACUCACCCUCAGAGGCCACUAGUGCUGAAAACUGCCAUUCAGUUUACGGUAAAACUUCGGUUCCUGGUGAAGCUGCCCGAGUUCAACUACCAACUGAAAGUCAAGGCCGUAUUCGACAAGGAUGUUGCAGACAAGAAAGGUUUCCGCAGGUUCAACAUCUUGGGAACGAACACAAAAGUUAUGAACAUGGAGGAGUCAAAUGGCAGUCUAUCAGCAGAAUUCAGACAUCUGCAAUUAAAAGAGCAGAAAGUAGCAGGAAACCGAACCAGUGAGGGUCCUCUGGUCGUCACAAAGGAGCUUCACUCGUUGAGCUUCGAGUCAGAGCUGCAGCUCGGCCAGUCCGGAAUCAAGAUCAAGCUAGAGGCUCUGUCCCUGCCUGUGGUGGUGAUCUCCAAUGUGUGCCAGCUGCCAAGCGGCUGGGCAUCCAUCCUGUGGUACAACAUGCUUACCACUGAACCUAAGAACUUGCAGUUCUUCCUGUCCCCUCCCGCAGCCAAGUGGUCUCAGCUCUCUGAGGUUCUCAGCUGGCAGUUCUCCUCCGUCACCAAGCGAGGCCUGAACCAAGAGCAGCUGAACAUGCUGGCUGACAAGCUGCUAGGUCCCAAAGCUCAGAGGAACCCGGAAGGGCUAAUUUCGUGGAACAAGUUCUGCAAGACUCAAAAUAGCAACGAUAAAGGGUUUCCCUUCUGGUUGUGGAUUGAAGGCAUUCUGGAUUUGAUCAAGAGACACUUGCUUGCCCUUUGGAACGAUGACUUCAUCAUGGGCUUCAUCAGUAAGGAACGUGAAAAAGCUCUUCUGAGUGACAAGUGUCCGGGCACCUUCUUGCUUCGGUUUAGCGAGAGCAGCAAAGAAGGAGCCAUUACCUUUACGUGGAUCGAAUACGACAUGCACAACCAACCCAGCUUCCAUUCAGUGGAGCCGUAUUCAAAGAAAGACCUGACUGCCGUCUCGCUGCCGGACAUCAUUCGCACUUACAAAGUGAUGGCGACUGAUGACAUCCCGGAUAACCCGCUGCGCUUCCUCUACCCUGACAUCCCAAAAGAUGUGGCCUUUAAGAAGUACUAUGCCAAAAACGAAGCUCCAGAGCCUAUGGACGUGGAAAACACAGUGAAGAGCGGCUACAUGAAGACUGAGCUCAUAUCCGUCUCCCAAGUGUAA
Nerophis lumbriciformis (worm pipefish) is the source of this 2136-nucleotide messenger RNA. Lineage: Eukaryota; Metazoa; Chordata; Actinopteri; Syngnathiformes; Syngnathidae. The record is from RefSeq and is a predicted model, not a curated record.